ACAUGUCCUUCUUAGUAUCGUUUUGCGACACUUUUGUUUCCUAUACUUUUCUGAAACCAGCAUUUACAUCUACAUUACAACAAAGAUAUACAUUCAAAUCUCUAUUUCAAUACACGAGUGAAGACACCCAGACCUACCAUGUCGGAACUUGCGGGAUUAGAGAAUGAUAUCAAGGAGUAUAAGCUGCAAGUAAGCUCGCGGGUUAUCAUUUUGAUUUUGUCGCGUAUUUACGAUGCUGAUAUUGUUAUAGCUAGAAACUGUUCAGUUGGGGCUUCAAGCUGAUCCUGAUAAUGUAGAGCUUCAGACACUAAAGGCUGAACUCGAAGAAGUCAUUUCCCUCACCGAGUCAACGAUCGCAGAACUAAAGCCAGCUCCAGCACCUGUAGCCCAACCAAUAAAAUCUUCGGAACCGCCAGUCAAGGAAAAAUGGUCGCGAGAAAACCACCCUGCCUUCAAGAAAGCAGCGCCACCUCCAGCAGAAGAGCCUGAAGUUGUCACGAGCUUUUCAGUCAACGAUAUGGUAUUGGCAAAAUGGCAUUCAGGCGACAAAGGGUUUUAUCCAGCCCGAAUCACAUCUAUAACUGGCUCGUCCACAUCUCCUGUCUAUAUUGUCAAGUUCAAAAACUAUGAUACCACAGAGACUCUGCGGGCCAAGGAUAUCAAACCCAUAGUCAACCCAAACAAGCGUAAAGCUGAUGGUACACCAGUCGUAGCUUCGGUUCCUACACCCCCAUCGACGUCGAAUGUUAUUUCAGCAGCCGCCGAUAUUGAUCCAGAGCUUGCGCAGCAAUCCAAGCGCGAGCCAAGUAAAGUCAGUGACGGGCCCACAAGACCAGCCAAGGUACCUAAGAAGAUCAAGGCAAAGAAAGAACUAGAUGACGGUAAGAAGAAAUGGCAAGAUUUUGCUGCGAAGGGAAAAUUUGGCAAGGCAGGGAAGAAGGACAGUAUGUUUCGCACACCUGAUGGCGUCAAUGGCAGAGGUAAGGAAUAUUCGUUUAAUCUUUUUAAAUUCGUAUUCUCUAACUGACUGUGUAGUUGGAUUUACCGGAUCGGGACAAAGUAUGCGAAAAGAUCCGACAAGAAGUCGUCAUAUAUAUCAAACGAACGGUGAUGAUGAAGGAUUUGCUUAGGAGCAAGAAAGGGAUGGGGAGAGAAAAGGGUAAUUCUCUGCAAGUAUAGGUGUUCAGGCCGGGAUUUCCCUUUCUACUUUUUCUUUUUCUUUUGCAUCAUCGCGGACAAUUGGAUGGAGGCUAACAUGGGCUUUGCGUACGAGGGCUAGACUUCUUCCUCGAAUGAACAUAAUUUCCUAACAGUAU
Messenger RNA from Sclerotinia trifoliorum, 1316 nucleotides. Lineage: Eukaryota; Fungi; Ascomycota; Leotiomycetes; Helotiales; Sclerotiniaceae. The record is from the annotation of a GenBank genome assembly.